CUAGAAUACGAGAUGAUCACAUUCAGGUUAUAUACAUAUAUAUCAAUGUGUAUGUGUAUAGAUACGACGUACAGAUUGGUAUGUUUUCUAUUUGUUUAUUGUGAUAAUUAGUGAUCUAAAGUUGGUUUGAAAACUAUGUUUGUACAUGUAUAUUUGAGUUUGUUGAAAAGGAGUAAUAUCGGCGAAUAAAUUCUUAAAAUUUGAGACAAAUUUACAGAACAUUUCACUAUAAAAAUCUUACUGAGAAUUACUUUUUUCCUACAAUUGAUAUUAAUUAUCAAUAGCAGUGUUAUAAGAUAACAUAUCAUUCCAUGGAGUUGUGAUCAGCAGAUUUCAAUUAUGAUAAAUAUUACUUCAUUAACUCAACCGGCUUCACCAAAUUCACGUAGAUCAAGUUCAAUCUCAGCACUUGCAUUGUAUAAUACUGCUGUUACGAGCACUUAUACUCAUCCAAAUAAUCCUAUUCAUAAUAAUUCAACUGUGGUGAAUCUUUACACAAGACAGUAUAUGCAAAAAAAGAAAUCUCAUCGAUGGCGAUUGAUCAGAACACCAAUUCCAUUGAAUCCAGUCUAUCGUAAAACAUUAUUUUUAGCCAUACUUAUACCAUUUAUUGGUGCAUUACUGUUUAUCGGAGCAACAUUAACACCAUAUUGGGAGAAUGUUCAUUUUAAAUUCAUUAAGUUGUUGGAACUAUUUUCAAUCAAACAAAAUUGCUCAACAUUCACUGGGCAUGAAAACGGUAACAUGUACAAUAAGUCACUAAUUAAUCAAACAGAAUUUGUAAUUUUAGAAGAUCCACAGCGAUGGAUUAAUAAUAAUAAUAAUAAUAUUAAUAAUUAUACCUUAGAAUUUGUCAUAUUUCGUGAUGGUAAAAUAUUAAAUUGGAGAAUACUGAAACACUUAUAUAAAAAUUGUUUGACAGUUACAUAUAAAAUGAAUGAAAUCAUAGGUAUUGUCGUACAUUCAUAUAAACAUAUCACAUCUACCGAGAAUACACCGAAGCAUUUAUCACGUGAAACAAUAACACCAAGAUUAUUCACUCGUAACAAAUAUACAUUCACACGUCAUGAAUGGAUACAGCUAGUAGAGCAUGGGGAUUUGUUGGACGAUGCACAAGAUGAUGAAAUGAACAGAAAUUUAUGGUUAAUUAUGAAUUUGCAAGCUGGUAUCUGGACAAUGUGUUUUCGAUUAGCAGAUGCUUACAAACCUAAAUUGCUAGCCUACAGCUCAAAUAUCCAUCCAGAUUUAAACAUACCACUUGACUGUAUGUCUUAUCUACAAGCAAACUUAUCUGAAACAAAGAAUCUAUGCAUUCAAUUUCUUUUAAAAAUGCAGAAUAAUAUUAUUUCAUGCGUUGUGGUAGUCUAUCUAUCAGUUGCAGCAUCUGUAUUGAUCGGGGCGUUUUCAACUUUGUUUCGUGCUGUGCCUGCAGCUAUGGUAACCGGUGUGUUGUAUAUUACAUCUGGUGUCUUCAUUAUUUUCGCAAAUUGUAUACAUCAUACAAAAUUGAAUCGUCUUGAGUACGAAUGGGGUCCAUGCUAUCCAAUAUCACAAAUACCUCGAACAUUAUAUACUCCAGAUAUUAUCAGUGUUCAUCCACUUUGGCCUGUGUUAGUCAGUUGGAUAUCAUCAUUUGUUUUCUUUAUUGCUUCAAUUAUAUGGCUUAUUCUUACACAAUUAAUGACUUUUGAAAAUUCUAAAACAAUGAUUUAAUUAAAGUUUUUUUUUUUACUUACUCGUCCGUUUUCAACUUUCUUCUCUCUUUUUUCUUCCUUCUCCUCUAUUCCUUACUAUACAUGUAUAUUUUAAAUGAAUAUACUAUCAGGCAAAUUUUAAAUUUCUCUAAGAUCAUUAUCAAACUAGGUUUAAACAAUUAUGUAGUGCUCAUGUUUAUUUUGAUGAAUAUCAGUUUAUUCUUUGUGUAUCACUUAAAAAUAUUGAUAAAUUUUACAGUGACAACAACAAAGAAAAAGAAAAAGAAACAAACAAGAUAGUUUACAUAAUCCAUUAUCAUUUAUUGCACAUAAGCAUUGCAUUCCAACUAAAUAUUGACUAUAUUAUUAAUUAUUUGUUCUAAAUAAUAACAAAAAUUAACAGAACUUUGUUCGUGUUUUUCUUUUCUUGUUGUGUCUUUGAG
Schistosoma mattheei is the source of this 2137-nucleotide messenger RNA. NCBI's taxonomy places the organism in Eukaryota, Metazoa, Platyhelminthes, Trematoda, Strigeidida, Schistosomatidae. The record is from the annotation of a GenBank genome assembly.